AUGAUCGCCACCCCAGACGACGACACCAAGGGCACCGCGCAGUCCCACACGCCCCGUACGCCGCCUCUCUCUGCUGCUCUUGAGGCCUUUGCUGAUACCCCUCAAGCUGCCGAAAACGCCGGGGACGCCGCCGCCGGCGAUGAUGCCGACCUCGAUCUCGCCCUGCUGAAAAAGAAGAAGAAGAAGGCCAAGAAGGCGGAGGAGGCCGCUGCCGAUGAGGAUGAGGACGCCGCCCCGGCCGGCGAGGAGGGCGACCUCGACCUGGCCCUGCUGAAGAAGAAGAAGAAGAAGCCCAAGGCUGGCUCCAAGAACGAGUUUGCCGAGAAGCUCGAGGCCCUCAACCUCGACGACGCCGAGGCCGAGGACGCCGGUGCCGAGGACGAGGGCGACAUGGAGAAGGGCACCGGCUGCUGGCAGCACGACGAGACCAAGACCAUCCGUUUCGACCCCCUGCUCUCCCGCUUCUUCGCCCUGCUGGCGCAGAAGAACCCCGACCACGCCCUGAGCGGCUCCCGCUCCUACAAGAUCCCGCCGCCCCAGUGCAUGCGCGAAGGCAACAAGAAGACCAUCUUUGCCAACAUUGCCGAGAUCUGCAAGCGCAUGAAGCGUACCGACGAGCACGUCACGGCCUACCUGUUUGCCGAGUUGGGUACGACCGGCAGUGUCGACGGAAGCAGGCGGUUGGUCAUCAAGGGUCGUUUCCAGCAGAAGCAGAUCGAGAACGUGCUGCGGAAAUACAUCAUCGAAUACGUCACUUGCCGCACAUGUCGCUCUCCCGACACGGACUUGGUCCGUGGUGAGAACCGUCUGUACUUCGUCACCUGCAACUCUUGCGGUUCUCGUCGGUCAGUCCAGGCCAUCAAGACCGGUUUCUCUGCCCAGGUCGGCAAGAGGAAGAAGAUGCAGUAG
Molecule: messenger RNA, 909 nt
Organism: Thyridium curvatum
Lineage: Eukaryota; Fungi; Ascomycota; Sordariomycetes; Thyridiales; Thyridiaceae
Exons: 3
Coding region: 1-909 (302 amino acids)
Biological process (GO): formation of cytoplasmic translation initiation complex; translational initiation; formation of translation preinitiation complex
Cellular component (GO): eukaryotic translation initiation factor 2 complex
Molecular function (GO): translation initiation factor activity; translation initiation factor binding; mRNA binding
Source: RefSeq, a predicted model, not a curated record